CCUGGACAAUCACGCAUCGUUCUAACGGUUUCUCUGCUCUAUCUACUUCUUCAGCUAUUGAAGGAGGGGAAAAAGAUCAGCAGCUGCUAUUGGACUUAACCCUAAUAAACAUAUUUAUUUAUAUUUUUACUUAGCGCAUUCUGGCACAUUAUUGGAUCAGCUUGAACUAAAUGCUGUACAUAACACCCGAACUGUCGAGCUGCUGAUUCGGGUCAUUUAAGUUAAUAGUAAAAAUGUGCAAAGCGGAUAGAGGAUACAGGGGGAGCUAACCGGAUUCCUUUGGAAUUAUUUAUCCGUGCCUUUAAGAGGAAUUCAGUCAAACUUAUGGCGUGAAGGGCCACUUCCUGGCCUCCAUCACUCACAGCUAAUGGAUGUGUUUACCCAAUAUGCCUACAAUGACAGUUUCUACGAUAAUGGAACAUGGCACUUCAACGAAACAAAGCCAGAACACAGCCACCAUUACAACUACUAUGCCAUGCUUCUCACUCUGCUCAUCUUCGUCAUUGUCUUCGGCAAUGUGCUGGUGUGCAUGGCUGUGUCCAGAGAGAAGGCUCUACAGACCACUACCAACUACUUGAUUGUCAGCCUGGCUGUUGCUGACCUUCUGGUGGCCACACUUGUAAUGCCCUGGGUAGUCUACCUAGAGGUAGUUGGAGAGUGGCGUUUCAGCAAGAUCCACUGUGACAUCUUUGUCACCCUUGAUGUGAUGAUGUGUACAGCAAGCAUCCUCAAUCUCUGUGCAAUCAGCAUUGAUCGAUACACAGCAGUGGCAAUGCCCAUGCUGUACAACACACGCUACAGCUCCAGGAGAAGAGUCACAGUAAUGAUUUCUGUUGUCUGGGUUCUCUCCUUUGCCAUAUCAUGCCCCUUGCUAUUUGGCCUCAAUAACACAGCAACCCGUGAUGCCUCUCUCUGUGUCAUCGCCAACCCAGCCUUUGUGGUGUACUCCUCUAUCGUCUCCUUCUACGUACCCUUUAUCAUUACUCUUCUGGUUUAUGUGCAAAUUUAUGUGGUCCUGAGGAAGCGCAGAAAACGUGUGAACACAAAGCCAAAGCGGCGUGUGUGUCAGCCCGCUGACACAGACAUAGCAACUUCACUAAGGGAUAAAUGCACUCAUCCAGAGGAUGUGAGAUUGUGCACCAUGAUUGUGAAGUCCAAUGGAAGUUUACCGACCAACAAGAAAAAAGUGAUUUUCAUCAAAGAUGCAGCCACUGACGGGGAUGAUAUGGAGCUCGAUGAGCAAAACAAUAGCGGCAGCAACCAUAGGCAAAAGCAUCUGUCACGUAGUGCUAUCGGAGACACUCCGGCUACCAGCCGCCAGCAGUUAAUGCCCAAUAAGGCUAACACUACUCCCACCUCCACCCCUCCUACACCCCCUAAGGACGGCCAUAAAGCAGAAGAAAACGGCGAGCCCAAGGAGUCCCAAGCGGACGCUGCACCAGUUGUAGCCAAGGCCUUCCAAACACAGGCCUUACCUAAUGGCAAGACUCAAACUUCUGUCAAAAAUAUGAGCAAGAGGAAGAUUUCUCAGCAGAAGGAGAAGAAAGCCACUCAAAUGUUAGCCAUUGUCCUCGGUGUAUUCAUCAUAUGUUGGUUGCCAUUUUUUAUCACGCAUAUCUUGAACACUCACUGUACCAAAUGCAAGGUUCCUGCUGAGAUGUACAAUGCUUUCACUUGGCUGGGCUACGUGAACAGUGCUGUAAAUCCUAUUAUAUACACCACCUUUAAUAUAGAAUUUCGGAAGGCAUUCAUUAAAAUUUUACACUGUUAAGCUGCUGCAUCCCUUACAUAUUAGACUGAGGGAGAAGGUCUAAAUAAACGGUUGGCAAAUACCUCAUCCUUCAAAAGGAAAGUGCACCACAAGGAGAGAAAACCGAAAGGUAACUAAAAAAAACUGGAAGUAUCUUCUUGGAAGGCACAUUGACGCUGUCUGUGUGAGUUGUUUGUGGAGCCCUAUUCUCCAGAUAACUGAAUGUAAAACAAGAAAAGUCUGUAACAAUGAUCUGUUAAUUGAGAAAAGGCAACAGUUCUCUAAAAUCAUUGUGUGUGUUAUGUAAGGAGCCAUCUGUGUAUAUCACACAUACACGUAGCAUACUGCUAUUUACUGUAUGUGUACUUAAUGUUUUCAUGAUGAAAAAGAUAUGACUUCAGUGUUCAAAGCACUGUUGAUGUUGAUGCAUCCAAUCUUGCUCUUGAUAUCUAUCAAGCAUAGUUUGGGUUGAGACUGUCUGUCAAACUGUAUGUUUGCUUUCUCAAAAUUGUGAUGAU
This is a messenger RNA of Cyprinodon variegatus (sheepshead minnow), 2268 nucleotides long. RefSeq names its product dopamine receptor D2 (gene drd2a). Gene Ontology annotation, molecular function: dopamine neurotransmitter receptor activity, coupled via Gi/Go; G protein-coupled receptor activity. NCBI's taxonomy places the organism in Eukaryota, Metazoa, Chordata, Actinopteri, Cyprinodontiformes, Cyprinodontidae. The transcript has 8 exons. Gene Ontology annotation, cellular component: presynaptic membrane; glutamatergic synapse. The record is from RefSeq and is a predicted model, not a curated record. The coding region runs from base 368 to 1771 and encodes 467 amino acids. Gene Ontology annotation, biological process: adenylate cyclase-activating adrenergic receptor signaling pathway; adenylate cyclase-inhibiting dopamine receptor signaling pathway.